AUGACCGAUUCGAGCUUCGUCCAAGCCCAGCGCCGCGUUGCUGCGCGCCGUCAGACACGUGAGGCUGAAGCCGCUGCCCGCAUUGCUGCACAGCGGCAAUCUUCUCGACCCAGAGCCAACCUCGAGCGCCUACCUUAUCCUCUAAAUCGUAUAGGAUCCGCUUGGGAUGCAGUAUCGACAAGGGAGGGCACGCGCCCUGCAUUUCGAGUAGGACAAGUCGAUGCCGAAUUGCUUGAUGUGGAGCUGCUGGAUAUCCUUAAGGAUCAAGUUUGCGAAGGCCUCAAGUACUUUGGCGGAGGGCACCUUCACGAUGACUGGUCCGCCGAAAUAAUGCUCGCUCUGAGGGCGGUGCUAUUCAAGCUCACUGUCUGGGAUCACGAUGCCACAUACGGUGCGGCUCUUCAGAACCUCAAAUAUACCGACGCCCGAAACGACGCGCUUAUCCUCAAAGCACCUUCCAAAUGGCAGAAAUCACUCUAUGGACUGGUAACAGUGUUUGGCAGCUAUGGUUGGACGAGGUGGGAGAAUUGGCUCUUGGAACACGAUGAUGGCUAUGAUGAGCAAAGCCCCCGACUAAAGCGACUUUCGAAGCUGACAUCCGCCUUAUCAACUGUGCACUCGGCAGCGGCAUGUGUCUCAUUUCUUGUAUUCCUAUUGCAUGGACGAUACCGAACACUCCUCGACAGGAUCCUCAGGAUGAGAUUGGCACCACCCACAAGCCAAGUAAGCAGAGAGGUCUCAUUUGAGUAUCUCAAUCGUCAGCUUGUCUGGCAUGCGUUCACCGAGUUUUUGCUUUUUGUACUACCCCUGAUCGGAAUCCAGCGAUGGCGACGCUGGCUGACCAGGACAUGGCGGAAAACCAAAGACAUUAUCAGGACAGGGCCUCAAGAAGAGGGCAAGGCGAACGGCGAAUACGCAUUUCUCCCUGAGAGAACAUGCGCAAUUUGCUACCAGGACCAGAACAACGCAACCUCGGAGAACGAGGUUAUGGCAGCAGCAGCAUCGAGUGGUGUUGUUGGUUCAGCGCAGACUGACAUAACCAACCCAUAUGAGACAAUCUCGUGUGGGUGCGUAUACUGUUUUGUUUGCCUUGCAACCCGCUUGGAGAGGGAGGAAGGUGAAGGAUGGACCUGUUUGCGAUGCGGUGAACAUGUCAAAGAAUGCAAGCCCUGGAGUGGUGGCUUGUUAGAGCCGUCUGCAAAGCAUGCCUCAGCAAAGACGGUGGCCUUUUCAGAUGAUAUAACGGGGGGUGUGCUUGUGGGUGAGGAGGACGAUGGAUCAUUAGUGGAAAGUAUGAGUACAGCUUCAGAGCAAGCUUAA
Molecule: messenger RNA, 1320 nt
Organism: Fusarium sp. VM40
Lineage: Eukaryota; Fungi; Ascomycota; Sordariomycetes; Hypocreales; Nectriaceae
Source: the annotation of a GenBank genome assembly